CCGCAGGAGGACGCGCUUCUUCGCGAGCAGAUCCAGAAGCUCGGCGGCCCGGGCAACUGGACCGCUAUCGCCGAGGCUCUGCCCGGUCGCUCGAGCAAGAGCUGCCGCCUGAGGUGGUGCAACCAGCUCAACCCCAUGGUCAAGCGCGGCCCGUUCACCGAGGAUGAGGAUCGCGCGAUCCUCGCGGCGCAUGCCAUCCACGGGAACAAGUGGGCGGUCAUCUCCCGAUCCAUCCCCGGCAGGACGGAUAACCAGGUGAAGAACCGCUUCAACUCCACCCUCAGGCGC
Messenger RNA from Micromonas commoda, 288 nucleotides. RefSeq lists its product with no specific name. The record is from RefSeq and is a predicted model, not a curated record. Gene Ontology annotation, cellular component: nucleus. The annotation marks the transcript as partial. Gene Ontology annotation, biological process: regulation of DNA-templated transcription. The transcript is spliced from 3 exons. Gene Ontology annotation, molecular function: DNA-binding transcription factor activity, RNA polymerase II-specific; RNA polymerase II cis-regulatory region sequence-specific DNA binding. Lineage: Eukaryota; Viridiplantae; Chlorophyta; Mamiellophyceae; Mamiellales; Mamiellaceae.